Messenger RNA from Tilletiaria anomala UBC 951, 2255 nucleotides. RefSeq names its product MFS general substrate transporter. Gene Ontology annotation, biological process: transmembrane transport; carboxylic acid transport. Gene Ontology annotation, cellular component: plasma membrane. The record is from RefSeq and is a predicted model, not a curated record. Gene Ontology annotation, molecular function: carboxylic acid transmembrane transporter activity. The coding region runs from base 352 to 1995 and encodes 547 amino acids. The transcript has 7 exons. Lineage: Eukaryota; Fungi; Basidiomycota; Exobasidiomycetes; Georgefischeriales; Tilletiariaceae.
GAUGUCCCCACGUGACUUUUCCUCUGGUACUUGAUGAAAGCAACCUUGUCGUCGGCAUGCAUGGGCGCGGCACAAGCACUGAGGGGAAUUCAAACUUCAGAUGAUGAUAAACAGACUGGCGUAAUGGUAGGUAGGCGAGGAGAGUUUUACACAUCCCUGAUGAGGACCAUCAAACGCAGACCCGAAGGUGGAGUGGACGAGCACCUCAAAUAGCGGGGCCACGGAUCCAUCGUCAAUGCCCCAACAUCUGCAAUCCGCCUCCCGCACGUUGAACGCGAGUGGCCUCUCAUCCUUUAGCUGUCAAGCUCACUCGCGCUCUCCUUGGUGUGCUCGCCGCCUCGCAGACACAGGAUGACCGACGAAAUACAACCAGCGCCGCCCUCGGCACCGUCUGACAAGGCGCAAGUUGCGGUCGUUCACCUGUCUCAUGACGAUGGCGCCAUAACGGCUAAGGUCGAUGCGAGCGUACUGGCUGAGCCCGUCGACCCAAAGCAAGCUCGCAAGGCCAAACUCUCCGACAUGUUUACUGUUCUUGCCUCUGGCGCUGCUCUAAUAUCCGACGGCUACCAAAACAACGUUUUAACGCUCGUCAAUGUGCUCUUCGCCAAGCGGUACGGCUCCAAUGUAUACAACAGUGAUAUCUCGACGCGAGUGUCGAACGCAUUGCUGGUAGGCGCGGUGCUCGGUCAAGUCACUGUCGGUAUCAUCUGCGAUCGCGUCGGGCGAAAAAGCGCCAUCCUCAUCACUACAACGCUGCUCGUAAUUGGUGCGAUCUUCGCGACGGCUGCGACGGCCGUGCAUGGCUCCACGAAUGCGCUCUUCUGGUGGCUCACAGUCUCCCGCGGCGUAGUCGGCUUCGGUGUCGGGGGCGAGUACCCCGCUUCGAGCGUCAGCGCGUCGGAGGCUUCGAAUGAGAGGUAUGGCCAAAAAUCGCGCUCAUCCGUCUUCAUCGCUGUCACCAACGUCGUACUCUCGCUCGGCGGCCCUUUCGCCGUAUCAGUCUUUCUCAUCGUACUCUCCGCCACUGGAUACUCCAACACGACCCAAGCCUGGGACCUGAAGCGCCUCGACAUCACUUGGCGUGUCUGCUUUGGCUUUGGCGCGCUUCUGCCACUGAGUGUCUUCUGGUUUCGAUGGAGGAUGCUCAAUUCCAAGCUCUACCGCGCCAACGCGAUCAGGCAGAAUGUCCCUUACUGGCUGGCGCUCAAGAAGUACUGGCCACGACUGGUCGGCACGACUGUCGUUUGGUUCUUAUAUGACUUUGUAACCUUUCCCAACGGCGUCUUCUCGGGCACGAUCAUAUCCACCAUCAUACCUGGAGCGACCCUCAAGCAGACAGCCGAAUACCAGCUCCUGCUCAGCUCUAUCGCUCUGCCCGGCGCACUGCUCGGUCCCUUCCUGAUCCGCUGGCUCGGCAGCAAGUACCAGCUCAUGCUUGGCUUUGCAGGAUACUUGGUCGUUGGUCUCAUCAUCGGCCUGUCCUGGAACCACCUCAUCACUGUACCCGGCGCUUUCGUGUUCAUGUAUGGCAUGCUGGCGAGCAUGGGAAAUGCAGGGCCCGGCAGUGUAUGCGGUCUCAUUGCUUCUGACAGCUAUCCGACUGCGCUUCGUGGCUCUUUCUACGGAUUUUCGGCUGCCAUUGGUAAGGUUGGCGCAGCAGUUGGUACUCAGGCCUUCCUGCCUAUCCAAAAGAACCUCGGAAAACCCGCGACGUUCUACUUUUCCGCCGGCAUUGGCGUCCUGGGCAUCCUGAUAGCCUGGUUCUUUGUCGUCGACACGGCCAAGCUCGACCUAGCCAUGGAGGAUGAAGAGUGGCGGCAGUACCUCCUCGCCAACGGCUGGAAUGGAUACAUGGGAGAUGGGACUGUGCCAGAGCACAAUGCGAGCGAUUUCGUGCCGUCACUCGCCGCUUCGUCCAAGGCGACACGCGAAGAGAUGUGUGACUUGGAGGAUGCGGAGCAGGCACAAGAUGCAGAAGGCGUCCAAGGCAAAUAGAUUGUGCAUUCCAGUGUAUUUGCUUCCUUGCUUGCACAUGUGUCUACAAACUGCUUCACAGGGUGUAUGCUGACAUGCUAUGGCCUAGAUUUUGAAUACAAAUUUAUUUGCGUUCCCUCCAGCUCGCGGCAGAUCCGAGUCAGGAGAAGUCCACAGUGACAGGAGGAAGCAGGCUUUAGCUUGUACAUUGGUGUGUUUUUCUGAUAUGCAGCCCUGCUGUCGUCUCGUCUUUUCCGUAGCAUGUGCUCCGUAAUAUAGCC